AUCCGGAAGAUCCUGUGGGUGUAGAUGGCGUCACCCGGAGCGUGAGUUGUUGCACGAGGAUAUUGAAGACAAUGGCUAAGAACAAACUAAGAGGGCAGAAGUCCAGGAAUGUAUUUCAUAUAGCCAGCCAAAAAAACUUUAAGUCUAAAAACAAAGCAAAACCAGUUACCACUAACCUUAAGAAGAUAAACAUUGUGAAUAAUGAAAAAGUUACCAGAGUGAAUAAAGCUUUUGUAGAUAUACAAAAGGAACUUGCACAUUUCUCAAAAGGCCUUUCCCUUGAACCUUUGCAGAAACAGCUGAUUCCUCAGCAGUGUCAUGAAAACGAACCAGUUAAUGUUGAUGAAGCGACAAGAUUAAUGGCUCAGUUGUAAUACACUGGAGAUACAUCAAAUACCCCCAAAAGACCAAUAAAUUAAAUGUUUUAUACAGUUUUAUUUUUAAAAAUCUUGUUAAUGUACAGGCAUUGGCACAUUUUUAAAAACAAACUACAUAAAAGAGAUCUUUCCUAUAAUCUAGGAAAGUGGAAUGUCAGAAGUCAACAAAAUGUGAUAAACUUAAAGUGCUAAAACAGAAGGCACUUCACAAAAUCUGUUCACUGAAACAGUUAAUAUAAUCCUACUUUACAUCCUUCACUUUAUAAGUGGCAGUGAAUGUGUGUUUGGAUUGGAGGACACACAAAAAUACGGACAGUUUCAUGGCAGUAAAAAAAUACAAGACAAACAAGUGAUGAGCCUUUGGCCAACUCU
Molecule: messenger RNA, 749 nt
Organism: Enhydra lutris kenyoni (northern sea otter)
Lineage: Eukaryota; Metazoa; Chordata; Mammalia; Carnivora; Mustelidae
Gene: RBIS
Product: chromosome unknown C8orf59 homolog
Exons: 4
Coding region: 72-374 (100 amino acids)
Biological process (GO): ribosome biogenesis
Cellular component (GO): nucleolus
Source: RefSeq, a predicted model, not a curated record